UUGACAUGACAUGACAGUGACAUUGGCUAUCUAAGCUAUCUAACCAGUGUCAUUCUGUCAUCUACGUACGUUCAAAGGGCAAACGGACUCCGGAAAAUACAAUUACAUUUUUUAAAUAUUAAUCUAGUUUCAAAUCAGUCACAAUGGCAAAGCUACUAGCGUCACUAAAAAGCAAAGAGUUCAGGGAUUACCUGAUGAGUACACAUUUCUGGGGUCCUAUAGCAAACUGGGGCAUUCCUUUAGCGGCCAUUGCAGACACUCAGAAAGAUCCCAGUUUUAUAAGUGGGAAAAUGACAUUCGCGCUGUCGCUGUACUCUCUCAUGUUCAUGCGAUUCGCGUGGCGAGUGCAGCCGCGCAACAUGCUUCUCUUCGCCUGCCACUUCACCAACGAGUGCGCGCAGCUCACGCAGGGCGCGCGCUUCAUCAACUACCAGUAUCUCGGCGACAAGGCUGCUAGCGAGAAUAAGGCGGCCAGCGAGACUACUAGCGACAAAACUAGCGAGAAGACUAGCCAAAAAUAAACAUAACGAGACUUUGUCGCAAAAACGUAAUCUUGCCAGACAUCUGUGUAGUAGCAAAAAUACCUGAAACAAAAAUAAUCACCUUUUUAGGGUGGUUAAGUUAAGACAGAGAUGGACUUGGUUAGUUUUAAUAAUAUGUCGACGCGUAUAAAAAUUACUUCAGUCCUCAAAAUCGUCAUAAAUUAAAUUGUUCUAUCAUUUUGCGUGGACUAAAGCAAUUUUGAUAUGUAUAGGUAAACAUAAAUGAACGUUACAGUUUCUUAGCCGAAUUUGACACGUUUUAUGCCAGUUUCGUUUUAUUUACAUCGCAGAAGUUACCUUAGCUAUUUGUUAUUAUUUAAGAUUUAAAUACUGGGAUCUUUAAUGAGCAGUAGAUAGUUAAUUAGUAAGUAGGUAGUCAUUUAUGGCUUAGCUCUGAUAACUUUACUACUACUACCUAUUGAAACAAAUAGUAAUCAAGAAUCAAUUAGUAGUCUUAGUGUAAACUUGGUAACAAUGUAGCCACUCAUGAACGACAAUAUGUUUGUCGAUUAAAUAAGGAAGAAGUCUCAAUCGCUUAAUGUAGUCUUUGCCACAAAGAUAAAACAAUGGAUUUUUUCAGAAUUUUUAAUUACGUUUUGGGGGUCGCUACCGCAUUUGAAAAGUUUAUAAUAUAGCGUAAUUUUUGAAUUUUCCUUGUGUGUGACAACAAGUCAUAAAAUAAUACUGCUGAAUUUUUAAAAUAGUUUCAUGCUUUAGAGAUUUUGAGUAUUGAUUGAUUUAGCAGUAAGGAAUCCUAAAGCGUAACUAAAAAUAGAAAAAAAGUGUCAGCUAUGUUCACGUACCUAUAUGUAUAUAUAGCAAGUUUAUUUAUUCACUAAUUUACAAUAAAGUGCCCGUAGCCGCCUCAAGACCUUUCAAUCUGACGAGUCAUAUAGGCCUCCAGUUACUAAGACUGAUCCUUACAAGUUGAAACCGAGUUCUUCUUGAGUAGGUAUGUGUGGCGAGCUGCAAAAGUACCUAAAUUCCAUUCAGUAAUCAGUUAUUUAUUGCUUUCAUAGGUACAAUAAGGUCUUACAUUAGAAUAUUGAACAGCUAUGAACCCUGUAAGGGCACUGCAAAUUACGACUCUUAAUAACUUUAAUUCUUUAGAAACUUACUAGGUAUCUAACUAUCUAUUCAUAAAGUAGGUAUGAACUUUUGCAGCUCGGUACACCCCAUUAUGUUAAUUUCGAAGUGAUAAUUAAGGUAAAUUGUGCUAGUGUAGAAACUGACACGACUCGAUCCAUUAAUGAUACGUACUGUAUGUAGGUUGUAUAUUCUUUAUGUUUGUUAAGAUGGGUAUAUUUUUUGACUAUUUAUGAAUAUCGAAUAUUACAUUUUAUUGUUGAUCUGUUUAA
Molecule: messenger RNA, 1900 nt
Organism: Cydia strobilella
Lineage: Eukaryota; Metazoa; Arthropoda; Insecta; Lepidoptera; Tortricidae
Gene: Mpc1
Product: mitochondrial pyruvate carrier 1
Exons: 4
Coding region: 144-521 (125 amino acids)
Biological process (GO): pyruvate import into mitochondria
Cellular component (GO): mitochondrial inner membrane
Source: RefSeq, a predicted model, not a curated record